UGUGCCGCUUGCGGCGCUAGUUGUGUUUGUGACAUGUAUGACACUAGUGGGUGCAUAUAACCCCCUUCAUUGCAUUAACUUAAUAUUUCUAUUGAAACAAAAUAUUGAAUGAACUCCAAUUGUUAUUAAUAAGUGAUCUAAUGGCGUCUAAUAAGCAAAAUCAGAAAAAAUUCAAGUGGACGCUGGACUUCGCCCACAGGAACAAACAGGAUAAAAAUGCAGAAUUGCCGAAUCCUCCGGGCUACACUCCAGCAGCAAGCCUCUCCCAGAGUAUUGAACACUUGAGAGAGAACGAUUCGAAUCAUCUGAUAAUCAAAAAAUCGUGGGAUCUUGCACUUGGCCCCCUGAAGCAGGUGCCAAUGAAUUUGUUUAUCAUGUUCAUGGCUGGCAAUUCUAUAUCUAUAUUCCCUAUCAUGAUGGUGGGGAUGCUGAUUAUCAGGCCUGUCAAGGCCUUAUUCACACUUCAGCAGACAUUCAAAGUGAUCGAGGGAACGCACGCAUUUGGCCAAAAGUUUGUAUUUUUCCUGGGUCAACUAGUCAACAUAGCCCUAGCCCUGUACAAAUGUCAAUCAAUGGGCUUAUUACCCACUCAUGCCUCAGAUUGGCUGGCCUUUGUUGAGCCACAGGCACGAUUGGAAUACUCAGGCGGUGGUUUAAUAUUUUAAUAAUUCUGUUCAUCCAAUUUUCUGUUCCACAAAUAAAUGGUAUCACCUUUCAAUGAUUUCUUCAAGAAUGCAUGAGUUUUGUCUUUUUUCUGGGGAAGAUUGUACGUCAUAGGCAUACCAAAUAAACAUCGUUGUUGUAUAAAUUAUAAUUUAUGUCAAUCUUGAAAAAGCCUUGAGCUUUUUGAAAAAAUCCUGAUUGGUUAUUUGUUCCUGCGAAUUUUUUAUAACGUCCACUUGAGGAAUUUAAAGAUAAUACGAAUAUAAAGUAUUCAAAAUUCAUUUUUAACUUUAUUUACAAAAAUUUUCUUCUUCAUAUGUAAAAUACAUCAGCGUUCAGCAGUUUCUUUAAGAAUUCAUAAAUUUUAUUUUUCAUUUCGGCAAGACAGUAUUGGAAAAAAAUACAGAAUAAACAUCGAUAUUACAUAA
This is a messenger RNA of Diachasmimorpha longicaudata, 1091 nucleotides long. It is a transcript of the gene EMC4, whose product is annotated as ER membrane protein complex subunit 4. Gene Ontology annotation, biological process: protein folding in endoplasmic reticulum. The transcript has 3 exons. The record is from RefSeq and is a predicted model, not a curated record. The coding region runs from base 141 to 665 and encodes 174 amino acids. NCBI's taxonomy places the organism in Eukaryota, Metazoa, Arthropoda, Insecta, Hymenoptera, Braconidae. Gene Ontology annotation, cellular component: EMC complex.